AUGCACUUCGGAACUAUUCUUGCCUUCGCCGCGCUGGCUUUCAACCCAGCGCACACCUUCCCCAUUGCCAAACCAGCUCUUGCCUCCAAGAGUGACGGCGUCGAAGACUUCCGAUGCGAAGGAAGCCGAGUCUGGGACGCGCCUUCAAAAACAUGCCGUAUAUUACGCACCAGGCGCAGUAACCAUGAUGAUGACCUCCGCCAGCAGUGCGCCGCUCAAGGCAUGGUUUGGCGACAGGGAGCAUGCCGUUUUCGAAACAAUGUCCAACAAUGUGCGGCUGGCAUGGUGUGGCAAGACGGGGCGUGCCGAGUUAUCAACAACCUCCAAUCCUGCAUUGCUGCUGGCAUGGUGUGGCAGAAUGGGGUAUGUAUAGUACCCAACAACGGUCAAGAAUGCCCUGAAGGCAUGGUUUGGCAGGACGGGGUAUGUCGGGCUCGCAACAGUCUUCAGAACUGCGCAGCAGGCAUGGUCUGGCGUGAUGGAGCGUGUCAGUUUCCCAUCAACCGCCAAACGUGUAAUGCCAACGGCAUGGUCUGGCAAGAUGGCACUUGUCGGAUGCCCAACAACCGUCAGCUCUGUACAGCCCCAAUGGUGUGGAGUACCAGUACGAAUUCAUGCCAAUGUCCUGCGGGUAUGAUCCUACAGAAUGGAGCAUGUAUUCAGUCUUUGAAUGUGGAUGUUGACGGUGAGGGUGAUGUCGACGAUGAUGAUAUGGAGAAUGCGGCUCGAUGCCCUCCUAACCAGGUCUGGGAUGAUGGAGCCUGCCGAGUACAAGUUCGGCGCGUCAUGGGUCGACCGCAGUGUAAUGUCGACGCAGGUGAGCGGGCAUUUUGUGCGGCUGGCAGAAAUGACUGGGGGGCGUAUGGCUGUCCCACGUCAGCGUGGGCGUGUUUUAUAGCACCUGCACAAUCGGGGUCCCUUAGCCGAGUAGCGAUGAAGCGCGUAUGA
Molecule: messenger RNA, 948 nt
Organism: Pseudomassariella vexata
Lineage: Eukaryota; Fungi; Ascomycota; Sordariomycetes; Amphisphaeriales; Pseudomassariaceae
Exons: 2
Coding region: 1-948 (315 amino acids)
Source: RefSeq, a predicted model, not a curated record